Lecanosticta acicola is the source of this 4041-nucleotide messenger RNA. Lineage: Eukaryota; Fungi; Ascomycota; Dothideomycetes; Mycosphaerellales; Mycosphaerellaceae. The record is from the annotation of a GenBank genome assembly.
AUGGACCAUCCUUUUGCAAAUCCGCCACGGCUUCCAUCUCCCAUCAAGGGCCGCAUCAACCACCACGAGCCCAGGCAUCAGCAUUCGCGAACCGUUUCACGCUCGCCUGUCAGGCAACAUGCCCGUGACUACAAUGAUCCCCUGCUGCGGCACCUCUCGCCGACCUCGACACUGCGCGCUUUCGUGACAGACUCGGACACCAUGAGCCCUUCCGACGCCCUGUUUGCUAGUGUCCGGCACUCGUCCGUCUCUGAGCGUGCUCUGGGAGCGAAGGCCGCGCAAACCUGCUUGGACCUCCGCAACUGGACUCGCGAGAUGCAGAGUUGGGAGUGGUCAGGCACCUUCGACGUCCCAGAACCAGCCCGCAGGAAGACGCGCGUGUCGACCGUCACGUUUACCAGCAUGCUUUCGCAGAACACCAUUGCCACCGCAGAGGACGAAACAGAAGGCUCUGACGGGGAAGAAGAGUACUGGGGCUCUCUGCCUGCUUGCACAGUGGAGAUGUACGAGAAACGUGCGGACGAAAUUGGACAACAGCUGGAUCAGAUCGAUGUAGAAGAGCUGAAGGAAUAUGUUCUGGUUUCACAUUACCGCGCGGACUCUCGCGCCUCUUCCAGAAAUGGCAUGGUUGGUGAGAGGACUCCAUCCGCAGAGAUCAAGAGAUUGGACGAUUUCAUGGCGCUUGUGACGGCGACAAUUCUUCAAGCGCUUCCAUACAUCACCCAGCUAAAUCGACUGCUUGACCUAUGGACUACACGUCUAAUGGUACUGCGAAGCGCACCGAGAUAUCUCCGCGACUUGAAGCGGGCUCGCACUGAUUUGGAUCACGGCUGGGCAUCGAUAGCAGUAUCGAUUACUUCUGGACCUGGACAGAACCAUGCCAGCUUUGACCGCAAGACAAUGUUGCAGAUGAAGGCUGUGAUUGAACAACAAGUGGGUAGCCUGGGUCGGAGGCUGGAUCGGUUCUUGAAUGAUCUGGAAGGCAGGGACGACACGGUGCCGGAUGCCUGGAUAGAUGACUUUGAGUCGCUAGAGACUGCGUAUGGUUCCUGGGUCGUACAAGCCGAACGCAAGGUCCUCGAAAAUGAGUGGCACGCGAGAAGAGCUAGUGUUGGGCUGCCACCAGCAGCUUUGCCUGUUGCUAGCAAACGAUCGGUUGUCGGUCAGCCCGAGCAUGCUGUCCCUAUGUCAGAGCUGGAGGAUCCGAUCUUGGAUCAUGAUGCCGUAAUGAGGGCCUCGAUGGAUAAGGCAGAAUACAACGAUGAGACGGCGAAGCAGUCCGCAUCUCAUGUAGGAGAUCACGUCGUCGACGGCUCUGGUCGACCCCUGAUGGGCAGAAAUCCUAAGCUUGAUUCGUUGUCGAAUCCUGCACUUCCUCCACCCGGCGGCGAGAUUGUCGGCGAGCGCGCCGAUUCUGCCACUGCUGCAGCCUUCAUAAGCAGAGGAAACACGCCAGCUUCCGAUUCCAGCUCCAAGGAGGACGGGAUGGGGCAGGUUGCAAAGAGACGUGCUGCUUUUCUGAACGGUAUUGAGAAGACCAACUCGCUCAACAGAUCAAGGGGGUCACCUGCUGUCCGGCCUUUUGAGCACGCUAGUAAUGCGUUCACUCGGCUGUUCAAGAAGGAUCGAAGUCCUGAGCAACUCCCAAUCAGGAGGACAGCAAGCGGCAGGAUUGUUCCCAUACAAAGCGCGGAUGGGGAGCCGAAUCAGCGCGAACUCCCCACAUCAGUAUCGGCAAACGGAACGAGCAGCGACUCGAGAGGGGGCGAACUCAAGAGCCCUCAGACUGGCACAAAUGCAGAAGCCAAGAAGGAAGCGGGGUCCGUAAAGAAGUCCCAAGGCUCUCAGCACACCAUUAUCCGCGGCGAAAGUCCUAUCCGAGAGUACAACGUCGAAGGCGAUCCUCAAAUAGGAGAUCUUGGUUCGAACGCGCGCAGAAAUACUAGCCUCUCGUCUCCGUUUCACUCGCCAGGUGAAGAGCUACUUCCAGAUAACUGGCCACUUAGAUCUACCACUCCCGUGCCGCCAACUGAAAAGCGCUGCCCGAGACUGGAAAUGCACAAGGCCGAAUUAUCGAACUCCGGCUCGGAGUCUGGACCUGAGACGAAAGCGCCUUCGGUUGCUCUGGAGGCAGACGCUUUCGAUCGUAUGUUCGUUCAGAGUCUUCCUUCAACGCCUCAGAGCAGACCGCGCUCCAGUAGAGCAGCUCAGCCCUCCAUGCCUUGGGCCGGUCCACAGAAGAGAGCAGCCUCUCUACCACGGACCACCCCUGAAAGUCUGCCGGAAAUGCCGAAGCUUGACAUUCCUGCUGGGUACCUAGACAUGCUCUCUGCGAGCAGGUCCAAAACACCACCAUCUCGGUCGAGGCCUGCGCAAACACCGUCAAAUGAAACGAGUCCUGUCGCUCCACGCAUCGGUCGAGCUGACAAGUCAGUGCCAAGUGACAUAGCCCGACCGACGGCAGGAACGCCCAGAUCUCGAGGACAAAGUGCUGCCGUUGCUGGUCGGGCGAGAUCCUCGUCAUCACCACUUGCUACGUCACCUUCGCCGGAGCUGGAGUUUGAAGAAUCUGAGGCUCCAGUAGGGGAAGCGGAUAUGGAUCGGCAGCGAAUGAUCAACCGAGCAUCAACGACUUCGAUCGAGAUCUUCUCGCGAUCGCAGUUGAAGAGCAUUGAUGUUCCUAGAAGCUCAAGACACAGCGUCCCGUCCCCAAGGCCGACGCCCCCGCAGACGCCUAGAGCAUCUUCUGAUACUAACAAUACUUUGGAGGGCAACGAUCCAAUGGAGUUCAAGGGUAUGCUGGCUUUCCCGACCCCUCCCAGGCGUUCCAGUCUGUCAGCUCCGGUAUCCGGUCACGACACACCUACUGUCCUUCGUGGAGUGCCCCAAGCUGGCCCUCCCACAGACGCCACCGCUGAAAGCCCUGCGGAAGGCCUGAAAGCAUCAGCGCCUGCUCCACUCAAUGCUAUCAUGGCCAAGCGACGGGGCAAGAGCGCGCUCAAAAUCGAAGACGAGCGCUCACUCCGAACGACUGAUCCCCUUUUGUCGCAAACCAACAAGCAUUCGCGCCAGACGCACGCGGAAGACGACAUUGACAAGAUCGACCGACAUGUGUCUGAUGUAUUGGACAAAUUAUCCGGAGGUAUCAGGUUCAAGCCGCGGCCAGGUGCUGAGACUCCUGUGCCCUUGAACGAGCCACGCGAAUAUGUCGGACCUCGAGCAAAGCAGUCGACGGUACCCCGCAUGUCCAAGGGUGCGAGUAUGACAAUUGCUCCAGCAGAAGCGUCACCAAAGAGACCCACUACCUCUGUGGAACCCGAGGUCAGACUAUACCAUCUGAUCCAAGUUGGACGCGAGGAACAGCCCAUCAAGCUCUUCGUUCGCCUGGUUGGAGAGAACGAGAGAGUCAUGGUUCGCGUCGGCGGUGGGUGGGCGGACUUGGCCGACUUCCUCAGGGGAUAUGCGGAGCACCACGGCAGUCGGACCGUCUCUGAAGGAGCGCUGGAUGUGCAGACCAUGCCUCAUGUCCACGCUCGCAAGGUUAGUGGCCCUGCAGAGGUUAGGGCAAAGACUCCGUCUACACCUACCGAUGUCGCUGCUCGUCCGGGCAGCAAAGACAGCGACGAAGAAUUGCCACGCUCGGGACCAAUGAGACCACGCACGAGAGACGGUAGGAUUACACCGGUGGCUGAUUGGAACACCCCCUCGAAUGCGUACCACUCUACAUCGAAGUCUUCCUCGACGGGAAGCUCGCGACCUGGGACUGCAAACGUGUCGAGACCGUCUAGUAGGCAGGGCAUGGGAGAAGUCGGGCUCGCGGGCCCCUCGAGCGGGAGGAAAGCCAGCCUGCCUGACCAUAAAGCCAAGUGGGUGGAGGGCAUGCUUGAACGGGCCAAGGCUGCCACCUCGGCGGAGAAGUCCAAAGAAGAUCGCGAGAAGUAUUUUGGUGAGCUCGGCAAAGGCGGCGGGACUCGACGUGUCGUCUUUCGAUCGAGCCCUGGUCCUAGUUCUAGUCCUGGACCCGAUGGCAAGGCAAGAUGA